CAGGAGAAGUGUUCCAGAUUUCAACUUAACUAGCUUCAGACUGAUCAAUCAGCUUGAAUCAUAUCAAUUCAAUGAUUAAGUCAAGAAAUUGUUUCACCCCGAAUAUAUUGCCUACUUUGAGCAAACAAUAACUUUGCCAGGAACAGCUGCUUCUGCCAUGUUUUAAUAAAAAUAAGGUGUUAGAAGAAUAAAUGACAAAAUUGUUCUUUUUUUUUGUCUCGUUUUUGGCCCUAACACUUUACAGGCCUACCUUCUUUUUCAGAAUUUUGCUUCCAGUUGUUGCCCCUCUGAGCUUGUUUUGUGCAUCCAUGAAAACCUUUUCUGCCACCUGCUGAUGACACAACGCAGCCAAGUUGAUUAUUUCCAAAUUUUAUCUGGAAAAAAGUCUGGUCUAAGGUUUGCUUCCAUUUCUUUUCUUUUUUUUGAGGGGGAAAUUUUACAGCUACAAAAAAUUUUGAACUAUUCAGUUUAGAAAAUUCCAACAAAAAUAGAGCCUCUCAACAGAAAAGUCUCAAGACACAAAUAUAAUGGAGCAUCAUUUUACGCAUAAGUUACAAAAUCGUGUUGUCAUUCAAACAGUUCCUCAAACAAAUAAAGUGUGUUUUAAAUAAACAUAAAACGUGUAUUUUCACGACAAAUAACCAAGGCUUUAAUGAAACCCAACCCAUUUGUGGAGGAGAAAUACAUAUUUGCAAUAUUUGAGGAUCAGAAACCUGCUGGAAACCAAAUCCCCGAGUUCCUGUCACUUCACUUCAGAAAAAGCCUGCGCGUUAUUAGAUGUGGGAGAGAGGCGGAUUCUCUCUGGAAAACUGUACCCAUUAUCACAAUCUCGGAGACAGUUACGCAGCCCCUCGGAAAAAAAGAAAAUUUGAAAAAAGAGAAGGAGGAAAAAAAAGGACCUGUUGCUCCACCUCCGCUCCAGCUGCUGAUUGGCGUUACGCAGGUAUCUGCUCGUUAUUUAACGCCGCAGAGCGCAGCGUGCACUUUAAUGUAGCCAGGAUUUUGACGCAUCUGAAGGAUCUCCUCUGCACCAGGACGCACGCAGCUGACUCCUUCACUACAUUAGAAAACAGGAAAAAUGCGAACAGGUUUGCUUCUGGUGACUUUGUUCAUCUUUGUGAAACUUCGCUUCAGCCAGUCGAGGUGCGAGGAAACCGCCUCGCGCAGGUCAACACUGGGGCAGCCCAUAAGCUUGGAAGAAUUCAAGCGGAACCUUCUGAGGAGGUACACUGACCUGGACUAUGACAGCUUUGUAGGACUGAUGGGCAAAAGAAACGCAGAAGAGGCUGUUCAGUCACAACCAAAAAGAGACAUGGAUGAUAUAUUUGUGGGUCUUAUGGGAAGAAGAAGUUCAGAGCCUGAGAAUGGCCCCUGGAGGAGAGAAUAUCCCGACAGGAGAGGCAUCUUAUUCAACAAGUCCAGGCUGAGGUUACUUCAAGGACUGUAGACUUUCCCACACUGUUUAUUGGCUGAUGCUGACAGAAGAUGCGGCAGAGGAACAUAAAAACCAGUCUGACGGAAACAACUCCAUUCACGUACCAGCUGGCUGACGGAAGUAACCAUAAAAUCAAGCAGAUUGUAAUGAAUUCAUCAAAAAGAAUAAUCACAACUGAUCGUUUUAAUUUCUUUAUUAUGUAUCUUUUUGUUAAAGGUUCAAAAUAAAUGUAAUUUUUUUAUACAUAUUCUAUCGAUUUAAAUAUUGCAUUUUCCUGUAGCUGUCUGAGUGAUUCUUCUCUGCUCGACUCACACCGCUAUGAGCUACGUCAAAAUAAAGGGGGUGACAUUUGAGAUGCGUUUGAUUUUAGUGUCAAAUGAUCCCAAGCAACAUUUCCUUUUAUUUCAAGGUGACAUAAACAAACAUUUUUAAGGCAGAGUUGUUAGUUUUUUUAGGUAAUAAAGAAUGCAUAAUUUUGG
Messenger RNA from Oryzias melastigma (Indian medaka), 1914 nucleotides. It is a transcript of the gene tac3a, whose product is annotated as tachykinin precursor 3a. The record is from RefSeq and is a predicted model, not a curated record. Bases 1079 to 1447 code for a protein of 122 amino acids. Lineage: Eukaryota; Metazoa; Chordata; Actinopteri; Beloniformes; Adrianichthyidae. Gene Ontology annotation, biological process: tachykinin receptor signaling pathway; positive regulation of blood pressure. The transcript is spliced from 7 exons.